AUGAGUGAGUUUGCCGAGGUCUUCCCUUCUGAUUUAUCGGGUAUGCCGCCCGACCGCGAAAUUGAUUUCUCUAUCAACUUGGAUCUGGGAACUCGUCCUAUUUCUAUUCCUCCUUAUAGGAUGGCGCCCGCUGAGUUGAGGGAGCUAAAGGAGCAGUUCCAAGAUCUGUUGAGUAAGAGCGAGGAGCAUACGCGUCAUUUGAGGAUUGUUCUUGGGUUGUUGAGGGAGAAGAGGCUUUAUGCCAAGUUUUCUAAGUGCAAGUUCUGGCUUGAGUCCUUGGCAUUCGUGGGCCACGUUGUGUCUAAGGAUAGGAUCAUGGUUGAUCCCACGAAAAUUGAGGCCGUUAGAGAUUGGUGGUCCAAUAAUUGUGGGGAGAGCUUUCAAAAGCUCAAGACCCUUUUGACUUCAGCCUCGAUUCUAGCAUUGCACAUCGUAGCGGUUCCAGGCAGAGUCUUAGCUUGUGUUGAGUUGAGAUCGUCCCUAUUAGAGCAGAUCAGGGCUCAUCAGCUUGAGGAUGCUCAGUUGUGUAAGAUUCGAGAUAAGGUUCUGAUGAGUGAGGCCAAGGAGGCCAUUCUUGAUAGUGUGUGCAUUCUGAGGAUCAAGGGAUGUGUGUGCGUUCCUCAUGUUGGUGAUUUGAUUCAUUUGAUCUUGACUGAGGCCCAUAGUUUAAUAUUUGUUGAGAGAGUCUGUGGACAGAAAAUGUAUGCGGACCGGAAGGUUCGAGAUUUAGAGUUUGGUAUGGGCAAGCAGGUGCUUCUAAAGAUCUCACCCAUGAAGGGUGUUAUGCAAUCUAGGAAGAGGGGCAAGUUGAGUCCAAGGAAUCUUGGCCCCUCUGAGAUUCUUCGUAGAGUUGGUGACAUUGCUUAUGAGUUGGCCUUGCCACUAGGCUUGUCCGGUGUUCAUCCGAUCUUUCAUGUGUCAAUGUUGACGAAAUACCAUUCUGAUGGUACUUACAUUGUCCGUUGGGAUUUAGUGUUGCUCGAUGAGAAUCUGACCUUUGAGGAGGAGCCGAUAGCGAUCUUGGAUAGGCAGGUUCAGAAGUUGUGGUCCAAAGAGAUUGCUUCUAUGAAGGUUCAAUGGAAGCACCGUCCUAUUGAGGAGGCUACUUGGGAGACCGGGUCUGAUAUGCACGAGAGAUAUCCCCAGUUGUUCGCUGAUUCAUGUACUUUUUCCCCGUUCCACUUCCUUGACACUGGAGGAUGA
Messenger RNA from Lycium ferocissimum, 1203 nucleotides. RefSeq lists its product as uncharacterized. The record is from RefSeq and is a predicted model, not a curated record. The transcript has 5 exons. Lineage: Eukaryota; Viridiplantae; Streptophyta; Magnoliopsida; Solanales; Solanaceae. The coding region runs from base 1 to 1203 and encodes 400 amino acids.